CUUCGCCCCUUUCCUAUUGUUUGUAGCCUAGCCAGCUAGCAAGCUAUUCUCCCGAUGGACGAACUCUUCACACAUCGGUAUUUCCAAAUCCUUAGUACCACCCAAAUAUUAUGAUAUAUUUUCAAGUAUCAAUAAACGAUUAACUGUAACUACAGACUAGCCCUGAAAAUGAGCAGAAUACCCGGACCCAUGUGGAAUUCCAAGGCUUUACACGAGCAGUUAGCGUCCAUCAUGGGGGCGUUGACCAAUGCAGCGGUGGCGGACAUAUGUGAAGUCGUGGAUGAAGGUUAUGCGAUUUUGCAAUUAGAAAUAUCAAGAAGCUACAAGGAAAACGAGGACCUCAAGAAGAAACUGCAUUUGAUUGAGUCUAUAAUUGCGCGAGGAAUCGAUGGAAAAGCUGGAACUCAAGCUGUUAUUACUGAACCCGUCCCAUUAGGUGAAGGUCUUCAUCCAAAACUGUCGCAGCAGGAGGACUCCACAUGUCAUAAAAGUAAUGGGAUAACAAUAACGUCUGGAGAUUGCUACUUUGUAGAAGAAGAAGAGGAGUUACCCGAUGUGGUACUUAUCAAAGAUGAGGACUCCGAGGACAGUGACACACAUGAGGAAGGUGUUAAUGUGUCAUCCGUGGGAGGAGAUAGUGUGGCUCCCCAUACAUCCCCCAAUGCAAGAAAGGAUGGGAACAGAGGAGAUAGUGUGGCUCCCCAUACAUCCCCCAAUGCAAGAAAGGAUGGGAACAGUCCAGCACAGUUCAGGAGCAGGAAGAUUGACUGGCAAAGGAAUGAAGAUAACAGUAUCUUCCAGGGUGAGCAAAGGAAAGAGACAUUGAAGCACAAUCUCAAACGCCCUGCAUCUAGAUUCAUUAUUGGGAAACGGGUGAUCUUGGGCCCUCAAUACACACUGCAUGAAACCCCCAAUCAGCCUGGUUCCUCUGGCCACUUAGGGGGCAAUGGGAUGGAGACAGCAGAGCUGGUUUGCUCCUAUGCCUCAAAAACAGACUCUGAUGUGCUUGUGGUCCACCCAGAGCCUCCGCUUGUUCCCACUGUAUCAGCUGUCACCUUUAACAGUCAAGUAGGGACUCACAGCAAUAGGAGGGAUAUCGACAUGAUUGACUCUCAGCCUAUUGAAUUAGAGAUGGACAUGUGCUCUACGUGGAACAAACAGGCUAAGACAGAGAUUACUUUCUCUCAGCUCCAACAAAACCUCGAAAAUAUCUCAGGCAUGAGUCCCGAUCACUGUCAACUGACACAGGGAAUGAACACAGCAUCGAAUUUUGAUGGACCUGACAUGAUGAGUUUUGCCAUGUAUGAGAAACAGUCUAACCAUCCCCAAUGGAGCGAUGUCCAAGGGAGCGAGGUCCAAGGGAGCGCUGACAGCAGGGAUAAGCGUUUUGUUUGCCCUUUCUGUCACAAGUGUCUGAUGACGUCUCAGAACCUCGAGGUGCACAUGCGGAUUCACACAGGAGAAAGACCGUUCAGUUGUGCCCAGUGCGGGAAAAGGUUCACCCAGUCAGCCCAUCUGAAAACUCACCAGAGUGUACACACAGGAGAACGGCCGUUUGCGUGUACACUUUGUGGGAAAAGUUUCAUAGUGAAAUACAGUCUCACGUUACACCUGAAGAAACACCACUCUAAUGUGAGGCCUUUGUAAAGUUAAAACAAAAGUGACAUGCAUUAGAGUGCACUUCUAACCAUUUACUGUUCAAAAGCAUACAAAUCAAUGGGAAACUGAAUGAAAUUGAUUGGAUCACAAUGACAUGUUUUAUCUAUUUAGGUAUUAGAAUAUUGCAUUUUGUAUUAUGUAUUUGGGUGCAUCUUGCCAUUCUAAAUAAACUAAUAUGGCAGCAUAAUGACAAAAUAAUUUGUACCAUUAUGAUUACACUGUGUACUAAGAACAAUCGAAGACAAUAACAUCAUUUGUACCAUUAUGAUUACACUGUGUACUAAGAACAAUCGAAGACAAUAACAUCAUUUGUACCAUUAUGAUUACACUGUGUACUAAGAACAAUCGAAGACAAUAACGAAUCAGUAUAUCAACAUAAUUGUUUUCUAAAACACCAUGUUAAAAUCAACAAUGGUAAAUCAAUGCGUUAAUUUGUAGACAAGAGAUACAUUGAAGCCUUUAAUCAGCUGUCAAUGCAUGGGAAUGUUACCUGGGGAGUGUAAAUGCUUGUUUUCACUUUAGUGUCGUUUUCAAUUUAUUUGCAUAUUUAGCCACACCAAUUUUAGGUUUAAUGUUUAGACUUUGAAAACAUGUAAGAAAAUAUGACCAUUUCAUGUUCCAUUAUGAUAUUGUUAUGUGUAGGUCAAUCCACAGAAUUAAAUAGAACAGUAUUACAUUGUAUCUCUUGACAACAAUUGUGUUUAGAUGUUGUUUGGAUCCAAGGUUUUGUUGAAAUAAAUGGAGAUAAUCAUCUUUAUCUCGCAUCUCUA
Oncorhynchus nerka (sockeye salmon) is the source of this 2429-nucleotide messenger RNA. Its product is annotated as zinc finger protein 699-like. The record is from RefSeq and is a predicted model, not a curated record. The transcript has 3 exons. The coding region runs from base 169 to 1647 and encodes 492 amino acids. NCBI's taxonomy places the organism in Eukaryota, Metazoa, Chordata, Actinopteri, Salmoniformes, Salmonidae. Gene Ontology annotation, biological process: regulation of transcription by RNA polymerase II. Gene Ontology annotation, molecular function: RNA polymerase II cis-regulatory region sequence-specific DNA binding; DNA-binding transcription factor activity, RNA polymerase II-specific.